Molecule: messenger RNA, 7098 nt
Organism: Esox lucius (northern pike)
Lineage: Eukaryota; Metazoa; Chordata; Actinopteri; Esociformes; Esocidae
Gene: col18a1a
Product: collagen type XVIII alpha 1 chain a
Exons: 42
Coding region: 143-4831 (1562 amino acids)
Molecular function (GO): protein binding
Source: RefSeq, a predicted model, not a curated record
UGUGUCUCAAUAUGUAUCUGGGUCUAGCAUUGGAUCUAGACUGAAAUCAGGAGUGUCUAGAUGGGAGAGCCAAGAGCGCACAGUUCGACCCUCAGAAUUCACAGGUUUAGCAGAGAAUGUGCUUUCAGCAACAGCUAAUGAAAUGCUGGGUAUUGCCAAAGUGGACCUUGCAGAAAGGGCUUUUGGCAUGCGCAACACCACCACAGAGGGCAAUAUUAUUGGUUUCCCCAUUGAAAGUCAGUCAGUCCCAAGCAUUGAUGUCUCUCUUGACACAAGCCCAAGUAGCAACAGAGCAGUCAACAGUAGUUCUAGUAGGAAUGUAAAUCAUUUAAAGUUGACUGGGUAUUCUCGCAAAUACCCUGUCUCCGGUGAUGUACUAUCCCCUUUCGAUAGCGACCAGUUUUCAGUAGCCACUAGGGAGCUGCCAGCCCCAGAAUCCCGACGUUGCUUGCCCAUCGAUUCCCGUUUGCCUUUCUGCAAAUCCAUGGGUGGCGACAGUUUCGCUGUGCCCAACUUUCUCAAUCACAGCAGCGUGGCGGAGGUCCAGGCUGUUCUGACCGAGUGGGUGUGGCUCUUGCGGUCACGCUGCCACCAUAGCUUGGAGUGGUUUUUCUGCCUGCUGCUGGUGCCUGUGUGCGGUGAUAGCCUCCCGGGCCUGCCACCGCCUCGGCCCUGCCGUAGCUUCUGCGAGGUCCUGAGGGACAGCUGCUGGACAGUGCUUGACCAGGGCCACCUCCCUGUGGAGUGCAGCUCUCUGCCCGAUGACGACGAUCACUGCUUGUCAGUUAGUAACCAGAAAGAUGAAAGCGGCGUCUCCCUCCUGCAGUUGAUCGGGGACCCUCCCCCUGACGAAAUCACCAAGGUCUAUGGCCCGGACAACACCCCCGGCUACUUGUUCAGCUCCGACGCCAACACGGGCCAGCUGGCUCGCGCCCACCUUCCCAACCCAUUCUACCGGGAUUUCUCCCUCCUCUUCAACCUGAAGCCCCAGUCGACCAAGGGGGGCGUCAUCUUCUCGGUUACGGACGUCUCGCAGCAGAUCAUGUAUGUGGGCGUAAAGCUGUCGCCCGUGAAGGCAAACAGGCAGAAUGUCGUCUUCUACUACACGGAGCCCGGCUCACAGGAGUCGUACGUGGCCGCCACCUUCCCCGUGCAAAGUAUGGCUGACCAGUGGAACCGCUUCUCUAUCUCGGUGCUUGACGACAAGGUCACCUUCUACAUCAACUGCGAUGACCGGCCCCAGGUGAUGCGUUUCGAGAGGUCGCCGGACGAGAUGGAGUUGGACGCCGGUGCCGGGGUGUUUGUGGGCCAGGCUGGAGGGGCCGACCCUGAUAAGUUCCUGGGGGUGAUCGGGGAGCUGAGGGUCGUUGGAGACCCACAGGCUGCUGAAAGACAGUGUGACGAGGAAGGGGACGACUACGAUGCGGCUUCAGGAGACGACGGAAGCGGUGGCGGGGAAAGGAUACCGGAAGAGAAGACGAAAACUCCGACUACCCCUCCGCCGUCACGGCCCAUUCAGCAGCCUCCGGUGACCCGGAAACAACCAUUGUCUCCCAAGAAAGAGACUGUUAAUGUCGAUGACUCGGGUCGGUUAACUGUGGAGUCACAGCCCGAUGUUCCAGGACCGCAAGGCCCGGGUGGUUCUAAAGGCGAGAAGGGUGACAGAGGAGAUAAAGGAGACAGAGGUCCUAGUGGUCCAAAAGGUGAUUCUGGGUCAGAGUCCGCUACACGAGGAGGGACCCGUGCAGAGAAGGGAGAACCAGGAGAAAAGGGAACAAAGGGACAAGCUGGCUUUGGUUACCCAGGGUCAAAGGGUGAUCCCGGUCCUCCUGGUCCCCCCGGCCCACCCGGUCUCCCAGGGCCUUCAGCGGAGGUGCAGUCACGUGGAGACGGCUCUCUAGUUCAAACUGUGGCUGGUCCUAGAGGACCAGCUGGACCUCCAGGGACUGCUGGCCCCCAGGGACCUGCAGGAGCCGAUGGAGAGCCUGGUGAUCCUGGUGAAGAUGGAUCUCAAGGCCCUGUUGGACCGCCAGGUUUUCCUGGAACCCCAGGAGACCCCGGCCUGAAAGGAGAAAAGGGUGACCGAGGUGAGGGCCAGCCAGGACCCAGGGGACCUCCAGGGCCCCCCGGACCUCCAGCUUCAUCCAGAAAUGAUCGGCCGACCUUUGCGGACAUGGAGGGCUCUGGGUUUCCUGACAUUGAGACUCUUCGGGGACCGCCGGGUUUGCCUGGCCCUCCUGGACCCCCCGGGCCUCCAGGUAAAAUCGAAGGUUUGGGAGGUGUUGGCUCACUAGGCCCACCAGGCAAAGAUGGUGCACCUGGUAAACCGGGAUUGCCCGGCCUGCCUGGUGUUGAUGGUCGCCCAGGUCCCGCGGGAGCUAGUGGUGAAAAGGGUGAUCCUGGUGAACUCGGUCUGCCAGGAGCCGUCGGAGCAAAGGGUGCACAGGGAUUGACUGGCAUGCCCGGUACUCCAGGACAGACAGGAUUGGCUGGUCUCCCUGGACCAAUGGGACCAGUUGGACUACCAGGCCCACCUGGACCCCCUGGACCAAGCUAUAACAUUGGCUUUGAUGACAUGGAAGGUUCUGGUGUGGGACUGGCCUCUGGGCUUCCAGGACCCAGAGGGCCAGAGGGGCGACAGGGUCCUCCAGGCACCCCUGGCCUACCGGGCCAGCCUGGUUUUCCUGGUAUUCCUGGCGAGAAGGGAAGUGAUGGACCACAGGGAAAAGAUGGCAGACCAGGGUUAGACGGCUUCCCUGGACCUAAUGGACAAAAGGGCGACAGAGGGGACAAGGGAGACAGAGGCGAACCUGGUCGCGAUGGAAGCGGACAGCCUGGACCACCUGGCCUGCCCGGCCCACCAGGACAGAUCAUCUACCAGACCUCAAGCAGCGAUCGUGGAGUCGUUGGAGCUGCCGGACCACAGGGUGAAGCUGGUCCACCUGGCCAAGCUGGAUUCCCUGGCCCAGUUGGACCAAAGGGCAACAUGGGAGACCCCGGCCCACCUGGUUAUGGAGUGAAGGGUGAGAAGGGCGAGUCAGGCUCAAUCAUUGGGCCCGAUGGGAAUCCUCUAUUCAUAGGCGGAGUGUCCGGUCAGAAGGGUGACAGAGGACCUUCCGGACCCGUCGGGCCUCCGGGUCCGUAUGGUCCUCCAGGGAUGAAGGGUGAAUUUGGUAUGCCUGGAAGACCGGGCCGUCCUGGUGUGAACGGAUACAAGGGUGAAAAGGGAGACGCAGCUGUGCCUGGAUUUGGAUACCCAGGUGCCCCAGGCCCACCGGGGCCUCCAGGACCGCCCGGACCAGCUGUGCCUGUGGACCGUUUUAAUGGAUAUGACACCUCGAGGAAUUAUCCGGCGACCAAGGGGGAAAAAGGUGAUGCCGGAACUCCAGGUCUCCCAGGAACGCCGGGUGUGGCCUCUAACUUCGACAUUUUUGCUUUCAAGAAUGAGCUGAGAGGAGAGCGUGGGGAUAAAGGCGUGAAAGGGGAGAAGGGAGAGCCAGGAGGUGGUUAUUACGACCCCCGUUUUGGAGGACAACAAGGCCCACCAGGCCCCCCUGGAAACCCUGGUCUUAUGGGUCCAAAAGGAGAUUCCAUUAAGGGCCCCCCUGGUCCCCAGGGCCCACCAGGCGCCCCGGGGAUCGGCUAUGACGGUCGUCCUGGAAACCCAGGCCCACCCGGUCCUCCUGGGCCUCCAGGGUCCCCCUCACUACCAGGGGCCUACAGGCCUACACAUACCAUUAGUAUUCCUGGACCUCCAGGACCUGCUGGACCUCCUGGAUCACCUGGUCAAUCCUCAGCGGUGACAGUUCUGAGGUCAUACGAAACCAUGGUUGCUACUGCAAAACGGCAGUCGGAGGGCACCCUAAUCUACAUUGUCGACAAAUCGGAUCUCUACAUCAGAGUUGGCAAUGGUUUACGACAAGUCCUGCUUGGGGAAUAUAGACCGUUUUACAGAGAUCUGGACAACGAAGUAGCAGAAGUGCAGCCUCCCCCUGUUGUCAACUACCCCCAGUCCCAGGACCAUUCAGCUAACAGUGGAUCUGAACAUUUCUCCCAAGGCGGUGCAGCCACCCACCCCAUCCAGCCUCCUCAUCGCCAGCCUGUCCAACCCAGUAUCCGCAACCCUGAUCCCAGAUAUCCCCCUCAGUACGACCCUCAUACAGAUGGCCGCUACAACCCAUUGCAUCCUGAGAGCAGGUAUCCCACUGAGCCUGAAAUCCGAUACCCUGUCACCUCCCAGAGGCGACCCGUACCUCCUCCUGUUCACCAGCCUGCCAGUCACACACACACAUCAGGGCCUGGACUCCACCUGAUAGCACUGAACACUCCCCACAUGGGCAACAUGAGGGGCAUUCGUGGAGCAGAUUUCCUGUGUUUCCAGCAGGCUCGUGCCGUUGGUCUGAAGGGCACAUUCAGGGCCUUCUUGUCCUCCAAGCUCCAGGACCUCUACAGCAUAGUUCGCAAAUCCGAUAGAGACAGUCUACCCAUCAUAAACCUCAAGGAUCAAGUGCUGUUUAAUAGCUGGGAAUCUAUGUUCAGUAAGUCUGGGGGCAGGAUGAAAGAAAAUGCACCAAUCUACUCCUUUGAUGGCAGAGAUAUCUUCAGAGACAGCGCAUGGCCAGAGAAAAUGGUGUGGCACGGCUCUAGCACUGAGGGCCACCGCCAGACGGACAACUACUGCGAGACAUGGAGGGCCGGAGACCGGGCUGUGACAGGCCUUGCAUCUUCACUGCAGUCUGGCCAGCUCUUACAGCAGUCGUCCAGCAGCUGCUCUAGCUCCUACAUAGUGUUAUGUAUUGAGAACAGCUAUAUAUCACACUCCAAAAAAUAAAAGAAUACCUGUCCCUGCCAGUUUGGUCCUAGUAAAUUCAAAACAAUUGUCCAAACAGUCCCAUUUCUGUCUCUUCCCCUCACACAAAACACAAUGUCCUAUGAACUGGGUCUGCAGAUUUCGCCACGCAGAGAAGUUUCCCAUUUUCUUCUUCAUCUUUCAAAUAAUGCCAAAGAGACGGGUCGAACAGGGACGUGUUUAGCCUUUUCUCUGGGCAUUGGCACAUAUUUUUUCCAAGGGGUCGAACAAGAGAAGAGAAGCUAACUGCAGCGGCAGCAUUUUUAAUUGUAUUCAUUCAAAAAUGAUUUGUAUAUUACAUUUUGUUUGUAAUUUUUAUUAAUUGAUCAAUGUUACUUGUAUUCAGCCACUUAUUCUAGCUAUACAAUGUUUAUGUAUUGGUUCUCAGAUCAUGUUUUUUCCAUUCAAGUUUUUGUGGUUUAAUAAGGGGUACAGCAACCUUUUUAAAUAUUGUUUUAAGAAUUAAGGAAGAUAAUAAAUAUUUAUUUUAAAAUGAAGUUGUGAGAACAUAUGAUUUGAUUUGGAAUAGUAACAACAAAUGGGGAAAAAAUCCCUAAUCCUAAUUGUAGUCAGCACUUUUUCACAGACUUUUAUAAAUGUUCAUCAGUGAGGGUGAGUUUCCUAACCUAAUACGGAAAAGUUGCGAACAUGAGUAGGUUGUUUUAGAAACGCAUGUGAAAAAAAGAUUGUGAUAAAAAAUGAUUGUUUGCUAUUAGCUUCCAAAAUAUAUAUUUUAUUAUAUAUAUAUAUAUAUAUAUGAUGACUUAGAAUAAAUACUGCUAUAAUGUAUCAGGUUUCCAAUGUGAUUAUAAAUGAUUUCUUAGAAGUUUAUACAGAAGACUUCUGUAUACUUCUUGCAACUUAUAUUUUGCUCAGUUUAAUUGUAUAUGUCAUCAAUGGACAUUAUCUAAUAUAAGACUCAAGUCGUAGGGUCUUCUCUAAAUGUUAAGCAGAUGCUAAAACAAAUUGAAUAAAAGGGUCAAUUUUGCUGUCAAUACAAACCUAAAAUUCUGUUCAUGAUAACCUACUGUACCACUGGUGUUUUAUAAGGUUUUUUUAUUCAGUUUAGUGCUAAUCUCUGUUGGAGUGACUGCAGACUGAUGAUUGAGGUGACCAAUGUAUUUUUUUCUAAGACACUUUGUAAUAGCCGUGUGCUAUUACAUUCGCAAGACACUUUUGGCUAUAGUACUACUGUUCUGUUUUGACUGCAGCAGUACGAACCUGUGGAUAUCCAUUCUUUUUGUAACCAGUGUGUGCUGUACUGUUUUUCAAAAGGCACUGAAUAAAUGUAAUUGUUUUUCUUUCAUUCAUAACACUCGGAUACAAAGUUUUUUUGUGUAAAUUAAUUUUUUGCUCAUCUUUUCUGUGGUCAAUCGUCUUUCAUAUUUCAAAGAUAUUGUUACAUUAUGACUGAUGUUGUUGGUUAUUUGUAUACAAUGUGAGUGGUUUUAAAAUCUUUAAACUGAUAUUCAAAUACACUUGGAGUUGAUAUGUUCUCUGCUACCGUCCUGUGGAUAGUGCAGUUUUUAUUCUUAUCCAGUGUUAUGGUCUUCAGUCAGUCUUAAAGGUCAACAAACAAGACAGUGAUACCUUAAUUGAACUGAAUUGACUGCACAUGGUAGAGUGAAACCAAAAUGUUCAAAUUAAUUAAUGCCAUGCUUGGAAGAUACCUUUGUAUGUCAUUUCAUAAUUUUUAUUCUUUAAUCAUUUUAUUUUAUUUUUUCAUUCUUUUUUACUCAUACCCAAGGGAUAUAGUACCCUAAGCAGAUUAAUGGAUGUCCCUAAAUCGUAGACUACCCCUUUUUGAUGAGAUUGCAAUCCGACUUGAGCCGAUUUAUGGCCAACGCAAUGGGAUUUUGCCGUGUGGCCUUGCAAGCACCCCCUUAACACAAAUCAAUGUCCUUGAUGACAGAAAAGAGUACUCAAGGUGCCCUGUAGUAGGUCCCUUAAAGGUAUAAGGCUGUUGUAGUAGGGCUAAAAGUAUACUGCAUAUACAUUUCAGUGCGUGUCUACAAUAUAGUGGUCUGGGCCAAAGCUACUGGCACACAGGUCCAAAUUAGUGAAGGAUCAUGGAGUGCAGAUGGUUUUCCAGGUUGGCCACAUUUGUUGGUAAUUGAGGUAGACAUUCGGUUUAAAUGGACGUUUAGUUUUAUUGUACCACAUAGUUUUGAAUGAUGGAUGAGUACACUUCUUGCUUGUCUGUAUAAUUUUGGUAAAUAAUUAAACUAAUUGCAGUGACGGUGUGGUAA